Messenger RNA from Drosophila yakuba, 748 nucleotides. RefSeq lists its product as uncharacterized. The transcript has a single exon. NCBI's taxonomy places the organism in Eukaryota, Metazoa, Arthropoda, Insecta, Diptera, Drosophilidae. The coding region runs from base 215 to 748 and encodes 177 amino acids. The record is from RefSeq and is a predicted model, not a curated record.
ACCACAUCAGCGCAUACAAGGGGUGCCCUGCCUAUAAGGCAGAAAAGCAAAAACUAGCAGUAAACAGGAUAGAUUUUCAUAAAAUUAGGACAACGAUGGACGCUAAAACGAACAAUUACGAACGACAGCCCCCCUCCCCUUCAACAAAACCCCCCGACUACCAUAUAGCACCAAAGCAGCCGAAACCCGAAAGGAAGCCGCCAGGAAGUUUGAAAUGAAUCCUUUCCGGCAAAAUAUUAAGGAUGCCAGACCAUAUCAUAUACGACCUACAACACACGAUGCCGCCAUUCAAAAACGGCUGAAUAAAUGGCGCCGAAAUGCGGACAAGGGACCCACAAAAAAUAGGAUAAACUCUAAGGACAAUUCCAAGCCGCGACCCCCAAAGACCCCAAGAAACCCGGCACAAAGACACCUCGAGGCCUUCAACGACAAGCUACGCAAGGAAAGGAGUGAUACCAAAGACCAAGCUCGAGAUGGAAUGACGACAAGCCCCAGGAGGGGUGACGACGGCAGCCCGCCAACAACAAGCAGAGCUGCCAGACUAAACUUCAGACCAAGAACGAUAAAGGAAGCCACCGUCGAGCCUGAGGCCGGGCAAAAGCACUCGCAAAGAGGACCUCCUGAUGACCUGAACCUUGCGCAACGCGUACUGGCAAUGGAGAAGAAAAUUGACGCACUAACGGAACUCCUAUUCAAAAGCCUCGGAACCAACAAAAAUCUGACCACAGUACAUCCCAUGUCCUUCUAA